Messenger RNA from Anthostomella pinea, 567 nucleotides. Lineage: Eukaryota; Fungi; Ascomycota; Sordariomycetes; Xylariales; Xylariaceae. The record is from the annotation of a GenBank genome assembly.
AUGCGUUUUCAAAACCUCCUUCCUCUUGGGCUGCCCAUGGUGCUGGCAGGCUCACCCGCGGCUAUGAAGCGAGCCCCUACGGGGCCGUUCAAUCUGUAUGCCUAUGGUGAUGGCAUCGGCGGCGCACCCGUCUUUACAUCUGGCGAUGUCGCCUACCUUGGCAACAAGUCCGAGUUGAACGAUGCUGAAGCGUCGCCUGUUCUAUUCACGGUUGGUGCCAGCAACACCCUGUACGGGAGCCCGAACGUCACGGACGAGGAAACCACGCCAUCAUGGUCGAACGUCACGUUCUACGUUCCUGGCCCGGCCUCCUCCUCGCACACAGUUGGUUUCACCAAUUCAACCCCAGAGACCAAUGUAUCAGCCUCGGGAUUCAUCUUCUACGGCCAAUUUGCGCUUCACGAAAAUGCGGACGGUAACCUCGAGACGCUCUGGUAUGCAACACCUACCGAAUAUGACGGUGUGUGGUCUCUAGACUGGAACACCACGGACGACGAGAGCGAGGAAGCCGUCCUGGUCACCUUGAAGAGCACCGCACCAUCCAAGCCACUGCUGGACAAGGAGUAA